CUUUUGGAUCUUUGACGGUCGCGAUUUGUUCGCUUCUGCUCCUUACUUUUCUUGACAUUGACAUUAUCAUUACUGUAUUAUACAUAGAAUUGGUCUGGCCUUUUCUAUUUUAUUUCUCUUUCUCUGUUCCUUUCGAUCGGUUGUUUGGCUAUCUAGCUUUCCGACGCCAUCCCCACCAUCCGAUUCCGCUCCGACCAUUGCGAACCCGAAUUUGACCGGAUUUGAUAUUCGAGUGUUGGAUUGAUAUUACUGUUGUUGUUGCUUCUAUUUGAUCAUCAUGGGUAUCACAAUUGUUCUGGGUAGUCAGUGGGGUGAUGAAGGAAAGGGCAAGAUCACCGAUAUGCUGUCGCAGGAGGCGACGCUGUGUGCUCGUGCUGCUGGCGGUCACAAUGCCGGCCACACCAUCGUCCACGGCAACAAGACCUACGACUUCCACAUCCUCCCCUCCGGCCUCGUCUCCCCGAACUGCGUGAAUCUCAUCGGCGCCGGCACCGUCGUCCACGUUCCCAGCUUCUUCAAGGAGCUGGCUUCCUUGGAGACCAAGGGUCUUGAGGGCGCCGCUAAGCGUGUCUUCAUCUCCGAUCGCGCCCACGUCUGCCUCAACCUGCACUCUGUGGUUGACGGCCUCGAGGAGGCCCGUCUGGGUGGCCGUAAGGUCGGCACCACUGGUAAGGGUAUCGGUCCCUGCUACAGCGAUAAGGCUGCGCGUCGCGGUAUUCGUGUCGGUGAGAUCCUGGAUGAGGCUGUCUUUGAGCGCAAGCUGCGCAAUCUGGAUGCUGGGUACCGUGCGCGCUUUGGCGAUCUGGAGUACAAUGUGGAGGAUGAGCUUGCGUUGUUCAAGGACUUCCGUGCCCGUCUGACCCCCCACAUCGUCGACCAACUCGCCUUCCUUCAGGAGUACAAAGACUCCCCCAACACCCUGGUCGAAGGCGCCAACGCGCUCAUGCUCGACCUCGACCACGGCACCUACCCCUUCGUGACGUCGUCGUCGACCGGCCUGGGCGGCGCCGUGCAGGCGCUGUCCCUCAACCCCACCAGCAUCUCGUCCAUCAUCGGCGUGGUUAAGGCGUACACGACGCGCGUCGGAUCCGGCCCCUUCCCCAGCGAACAGCUCAACGCCGACGGCGAGAAGCUGCAGUCCGUGGGCCGCGAAUUCGGCGUGACGACGGGCCGCAAGCGCCGCUGCGGCUGGUUCGACCUGGUCCUGUGCCGCUACUCGCAGGCCAUCAACCACUACACCGCGCUGAACCUCACCAAGCUCGACGUGCUGGAUGACUUUGACGAGAUCAAGGUCGGCGUCGCUUACAUCCUGCCCGACGGCACCCGCACGACCAACACCAUCCCCGCGGACUCGGACGUCCUCGACAAGGUCGAGGUCGAGUACGUUACUCUGCCCGGCUGGAAGUGCAACACCAUGGGAGUGAAGCGCUACGAGGAGCUGCCUGAGAAGGCCCGCGAGUACAUUGCUUUCAUCGAGAAGGGUCUGGGUGGUGUUCCCGUGAAGUGGAUCGGUACUGGGCCUGCCCGGGACGAUAUGAUUGCUCGGUCGAUAUAAUCUCUUUCAUCUCUCUUCAUCUUUUACAUUUCAUUUUUUCAUUUUUUUCAAUAUUUUUUUUCUUUGGUUUUGGCUUGGGUUGUCUAGAUGUGGGCCCGGGUUUAUAGAGUUAAGAGGUAGAUCUGGGAUUGUUCCAAGCAUGUUUUUUGGCUUUUGUUUUUAUAUCCUGAUGUAGCAUUGAAUGGAUUGCUU
This is a messenger RNA of Aspergillus campestris IBT 28561, 1747 nucleotides long. It is a transcript of the gene adB, whose product is annotated as adenylosuccinate synthase ADE12. Gene Ontology annotation, molecular function: adenylosuccinate synthase activity; GTP binding. The record is from RefSeq and is a predicted model, not a curated record. Lineage: Eukaryota; Fungi; Ascomycota; Eurotiomycetes; Eurotiales; Aspergillaceae. Gene Ontology annotation, biological process: 'de novo' AMP biosynthetic process; IMP metabolic process. The transcript is spliced from 4 exons. Gene Ontology annotation, cellular component: cytoplasm. Bases 278 to 1555 code for a protein of 425 amino acids.